Molecule: messenger RNA, 8883 nt
Organism: Physella acuta
Lineage: Eukaryota; Metazoa; Mollusca; Gastropoda; Physidae
Product: deubiquitinating protein VCPIP1
Biological process (GO): protein K48-linked deubiquitination; Golgi reassembly; protein K11-linked deubiquitination
Molecular function (GO): cysteine-type deubiquitinase activity
Source: RefSeq, a predicted model, not a curated record
ACACAAUAGCGAGCGAGUCAACAACAAACUUAGCUCUCACGAGAUUCCAUCCGCCAGACAACAAAAACUUGAAAACAUCUAGGCUACUCAAAAUGCAGAGAUAUAAUUGAUGUGGAUGACUUUACAACUAUGAGGAGUAAUACAAGUGUUCUUAGCGGCUUUUGCCCUAACACCCAUUGCCGGAGAAGAUUGUUUUUCCCAGAACACGAAUUGAGUGUUGAAUGCACUGGAUGCGGCCAGAGACAUGAGCAAUCUGUUCUUUUGAACCUGGAAAGAAUUUCAAAGAAAAUUACUGAUAUGUUAGAAAUGUUCUUGCAACUGAAACAAUCUGCUACAGACCAGCCACAGGCUGUUGAUCAAGAAUCAUUGAAAGUGAAUGGAUUGUCCAAUUAUCUUUGUGCAAUGCUUUCCCCACUACUCAGCAUCUAUGGCAUGGACAAGGCUACUGGAAAGGCCAAACUAUUAACUGAGAUGGGGAAGGCGCCUACGUUUGACUGUGCUCAGCUAGGAGACAGAGCUUUCCUGAUAGAACCAGAACAUUUGACAGUACCUGGUUAUGGACGAGAUAGAAGUGGGAGCUACAGUUACCUCAGUGGGACUCUUAAUCUUAUCAAACAGGCCAAUGAAAAUGAAGAACGUCUGGUUCCUGUCCAUGCAGACGGAGAUGGUCAUUGUCUAGUUCAUGCAGUAUCUAGAGCUUUAGUUGGGUGGCAGCUGUUUUGGCAUCCUUUAAGAGUUAAUCUAAUGGAGCAUUUCAAAAACAAUUUUAAUAAAUACCAGUUGCAGUUUCAGGAUUUUAUUGAUGACAGUGAAUGGGAAUUGAUUAUUAGAGAGUGUGAUCCAGAUUUUGUACCUCUUGGUGCUGAACCAACUGGCUUAAGAAAUAUUCAUAUAUUCGGACUGGCUAAUGUGCUGAAACGACCUAUAAUAUUGCUGGAUUCACUGGAGGGUAUCCGAAGUUCUGGGGAUUAUUCAGCUAUAUUUUUGCCUUGCUUCUCACCGCCAUCUGACUGUAAAAAUAAGGAAGGUGUUCUUAACCUGCCUGUGUGCAUUGCCUGGAGCAGCUCUGGUAGAAAUCAUUUCAUACCUUUAGUAGGCAUCAAAGGUAAAAAAUGUCCUCGGUUGCACAGAGAAGUGAUUCAAAGAGCUUGGGGAGUUUCAGACUCCGAGAUUGAUAAAUACGUAGUGUUUGAUGCUGAAGGUUUUUGUCAGGUUGGAGGGGAGAAGGUUAUUCAGACUGGAUACUUCCAGCGCCUGGUGACAUCCAUCUCGGAUAUUUUCUACCAGCAGUAUGGGGUAUCUCCAUCUCUCAUAGCAGAUGUGUACCAGCAAAUUUUCAAAGCUAAUGGAAUGGUAUUUGGUAUGAACCUUGAACCCAUUAUAAGCAAGACAAAAGCCAGCAUAAGUGAGGGUUGUUUGUUCAUUUGCCUGUCCUGCCACAGCUUAAGCCUCGUCAGCACCCCCAAUGAAGACUUGUUCUACCCUGGAGGGGAGUUGUUUGAACUGGCUGUCUCCUGUCAUGGCAAGCUGAAAGAUAAUCAGACAUACACAUUUCCUUUACAUGGUAUAGUGGCUAAAUAUGAUGCCUCAUUAAAUAAGUUGAUCUUUGAGGGAAACAAAAUGCCUGUAUCAUGUUCUCAUUGUACAAGUAGAACUACGGAUUUUCGUCCAGUGAAGACAGAUUACUCUGUCAUGUAUGAAAAUGGAGAUCGUACCAUGAGCAAAUCCAAGACAUGUAAAUGUGGCUUUAAACAUUAUUGGAAUGGCAAAGAAUAUGACAGUAUACCUAAGUUUAUUAAUGUUUUAAUGGACUGGGGUGGACAAUCUGUAAAAUUGAAAGUGCCUUGGUUUCAAGAUCAAGAGGAUCCAAGCCUCAACAGUAAUGCAUAUGAGAUAGCCCAAGACCUUGUCCAAACACACUUUCCUGGUGAGUUUGGCAGUGAGAGACUUGUACAGAAGGUUGUAGAUCAGAUCUUGUACCAGACCAACAAGCCUGAGCAGGAGAAGGAGGUGGAGCCUCUCUCUGGUGCAUCUGCAUCACAUGAUUCAGACCCACUGGAAGUUUCAGAUACCUGGUCACCUAACAAAGCAUCAAAAGCAAUCAUCACUGGUCUUCAGCGCCAGAGUGUUCAUAAAGAGGAACUCAACAAGAGCAAUGCUGAGCGCAAGCUGAAACAGCAAAUAGAGACCAAUGCUCCCAAACAGCAAAGAAAACUGUCAGACUCUGAAAGAAAACCAACCAUUGGGACAAUGGAGCAAGGGAGUCGUAAAACUCCAGAAAGAAGGUUGCAGCCAUCCCCCCCAGCAUCACCUGUCACAGUUCCAACACAACCACCUGCCACUAAAAUUACCACAAAUCCCACAUCACUUGCAACAGAGUCGACCAAUUCUAACAAACGUAUUAGAUUGUCCACAUCUGAUGGUAAAAAUAUAACUUUAGACAUACCAUCUGAGUGCUCUUUCACUGAGCUACAGAAACUGAUAGGUAUAGCUGUUGACGUUCCUCCAACCAACCAGAGGAUCAGGCAUGGUUUCCCUCCCAGGGAACUCAAGCCCCCAGCCAGGGCAGAAGAAGACUAUAAAGUUCCCAUUCAGUCAGGGGAUAAAGUGAUGUUAGACAUCAUCCACCCUCCUGCAGAAAGCCAGCCACAGCCACCAGAUAAGAACAAAAUGCAUCGGCACUCAGGAAGCAAAGAUAUGUCUUGGACUUCAUUUGCCGAAGGAGGCAUGGAUGAAGUAUCAGAUAGAGUGCUUCAGAGAUUAAUGGAUCCCUUGCUGUCCAGUGGAGGCGACAACUUGGACCAUUCUCUGUCAGCUUUGGCUCUGACUGCAGCCCUGGAAAACAAAGACUUCUGGAUGUACGUUCAAAUGAGACCCCACCUGUUUUCAGUGAAUGGCUUGUUUUACAAGCAGGUGGAGAGAGAUGUUGGCCUAGAGCACGGCAAACACUGCCAGCUGCCCUUGUUGCCCCAAAAGGUAUUUGUGUACAAUCGUUUUGAUGAUAGGCUAGAACUUUGUUUGGAACCGUAUGGGCACUUUCCUAUUGAAAAUAAUGUUGAGAAAAAUGCAUGCAAUGCACUUCCUGCCAGCAAAUGUACUAACAAGUCAACCAGCAAGCCAUUCUCUGGUCAAGGUCAUUCUCUGCGUUCUAGCACUACUCAAGAAGAAAGAAUGCCAACAGAUGUUCCCAUGUCUCCGAAGCGCCAUGAAGCCCGUAGACUGAACACUAUGUGUGACCCUGCCAUACACCAAGAAUCUAUAGAGGAAGAAGAUGAGGAAAAUGAGAUGGACAAAGAACCAGCUGAAAAACAAGCACCCAGUGCUUCUCAUCGUCUCAACCCAGCACAAAUCAUCAGAAAUCUCCCCCUCAUUAGGGGAGCUGUUGGUCCUCACACGCUGCUUCCCUCAGACACCAAGCUUGUACGCAAGGGCCCGGGGUACAGUGAACUUAGCCCCAUCCCAGAAAACGCUGCCAAUGAGCGCAAUGAAAUGCUUCACCAGCUUGUCAGCAGGAUAGAGAGAGCAGCAGAGUCUAUGUGCAAUGAUGCAAGAGCAAUAAGCCAGGAGAGGGAGCUGUCACCUGGUCAUGUGACCUCACCAACUUGCUUGACAGCAAACAUCAAAUCAAAAGUUUCUGAUCCGUUAGCAGAUAAAUAUUACUCAGCCAAUCAAGCUAAAGUCAGUAACAACUCAAACCAGUCUUUCAUUAGCAGUGUGUAUGAUGGAGGAAAAAACUCAAACAGCUCAUCCUUUCCUUGUUCCCCUGCCACUGAUCACAACUCAAACAACCCUCUGAUGUCCACAUCAGACAUCACCAACAACAACACAACCCAUUCUUACCCUCCUCAGUCCGUCACCAACACAGUACAAAGAGAUUUUCACACUGUUGCCACCUUGGCAGGUGAAGUGGCCUUAAAUAUUGCAGCAAUGGACACAGACGCACAGCCUGUGUGUGACUAUGACAUGAGUGCUUCAAAGGGGCGCCUGGAAUUCCAGGAGUCAGAGCAGAAGUCUGGAACUGAGACUAUGGAGGUCGACAACUUAAUUCUUGACUGUCAGGCACAGAAUACUGCAGUGGAAGAUGACACACAGACCACCUCACAUAGCUCAGAAGAUUCCUUUACAGUGCAGACAUCAGACUGUUCAAAAGAAGUGGAGCCUGAGAAACCAAUGACAGAAUCUAUGGAUAGCUCAUAGUUGGGUUGUGUGAUAUUGAUCUCAUCAAUUUUUUUAAUGUAGCUAACAAUGUGCCAAAGACACUUUUUGUAUAAGAAAUAUCCUAGCAAUAAUUACCGUUAAUUCUGCAUACAUAAAUAAAAAAAAUAAUUUUCAGAAUUUGUUUUUACCACUAUGAAGAACAAAAGUAUAUGAUGGUUCAGUCUAAACAAUCAGUAUUUAAAAACAAAUUGUUGGUAAAAAAAAAAGCAAAUUAUAAUUCUUUGUUAUAAUAUAUAUUAAUUCUUUAAAUUUAAUUUAUUGUAUGUUUAUUAAAUUCUUUGCUUGCUUUUUGUUUUAUUUUCAAUUAUCACUUUCAAUAACAAAAAUACUUUAUACAUGGCUUUAGCUUAAAUUCUUCAUUUGCAUGCUGUAUGUUUUAAUCUUUUAAUCUUAUUUUAAUUACAUAAAAGACUGUGUUACUACUGUGCAAAUGAGUUGGUUUUCUGUUAUUUAAUGUACCUAGUAAUUACCACUAAAAAAACUUGUUGAAAAAUGUAUAUUCAAUAAUUAAAAACAUUUAUUUAAUCUCAGGGAGUCUUUGUAAAUUAUUAAUAAAUAUACAUUGAACUAGUCCAUUGAGGGCUUUAAAAAAUUUCUAUUUAGUUUACUUAAGUCCACUGAGUUAUUUUACCAAGUUAAAUGAGAUGACUAAUUCAAGUACUCUGGAAAAGAUUUUGCUUUUAAAAUCUAGAAAAACAUUUGAAAAACAAGUUUUUAUUACAGAAAUAAUUCAUUGUCUUUUAAUUUAAAUUUAGAGGAAUAGUUAAAUCAUUUUCACUGUUACUCCUUACUAGAUGGAAAUGAAUUGUGAUAUUUGCAGUGCCAUUUUUUAAAUUGAGUUAAGAGUUCUUUCUCCAGAAUGACUAAUGGAAAAGAAAAGCCCUAGUUAAACUGAUAAAUAUUUACUAAAAAUUAAACUAAUAAAGUAUUUGACUAAAACAUACUUGUGAAGUAUUCUUGAUUUAAAAUAGAUUCUUAUAUUUUAAUAAAAUUAUACCAAAAUACAGCUUUCACAAUUAUUUUUUGUUUUUCUUUUUUUGCGUUGGAAAGCUUAAAAAUGUGACCCACAGAACACUUUUGUUAUUCAAUUUAGACAAGUAAAAAAACUUUUUAAAAUAAAAUUUUGUUGCAUUUCUCUGUUGUCCGAAAAAGCAGCAUUCACAAUAAUUCUUUAUUUGUAUUUUGUUGUCUAAACCUAUUAGAGCUUAUCACCAUCACAACUGAUAUUUGACACUUUUUGAUUUCACAUUGCCUGGUUGUGAAGAGUAAAACUUUUUCUCUAAUGAUCUCUGUUUAACACCCUAAGACAUGUGUUACAUCUGUUUAUAUUCUCUUGUAACACUGUCAGCAUGGAUAUCAGUUUAACUUGCUGAAAUUAAAAUGUGUAUAUUUCCAUAAUGAUUUGUAUGACUAGUCUGUUUUUUUAACAAUAUUUCUAUCACUAUAUGUUUUAAAAUUACUUGAAUUCCAGUUUCACUUUUGGAGCAUUUUUACAUGCUGUUAUUCAAGUCAAUUUUUUAUCAACUGUCUUUUUUCCAUUUAGACACAUUGAAUGUAAGUAAACAUAUUUCAAGUCAGUCUAUGUUCUAUGUAUUAUUCAGUUAACAUUAAAUUAAUUGUUUAAGGAUGCAUAAUUCAUAUGAACAGUUUGCUAAUACUAUGCUUCUGUUUCAAUAUAACAAUUUCUAAACACGUUUUUCAGUUAACUAAAUAUAAUAAUUUAAACAAAAAGUAUUAUCUAGGCAAUUCACUUGAAGAAUUCAAAUCUACACCCUGGAAGAACAUUUUGAAUGAAGCUAAUAAAGCCACUGGCGUGAAGCAAUACAUUUCAUUUAACUUACGAUUGACUUUUUUAUGAUCUGAUAUUUAUUUUGUAUUAUUAUUAAAAGUGUUAUACAUUAUUAUUCAAUAAUAUUGUUGUCGUUUACAUUGUGUAUUUUUAAAAAUGGUGUAAAAUUUAAACUUUGAUAGUGUAAAUAUAAGUGAACAAAGUGCUUUUCAUUUUUCUUGUGUAUUUAAUUUAUACACAUUUCCUGUGUUAAUUUUUAAACAUCAAAACAACGGAAUGAACUAAUGUACAUAGCUUGAUCGUUGCAUGUCAGCUUAAUUCUGCUUUCAAGGAGUUGUGGGUUAUAGAGUAGAAUAAAAUAUCACUAACAUUGUUUUUUGACAAUUUUGUUAUUUCUCAUCUAUUAUUUACAACUUUAAUCAGUGUUCAUGGUCAUUACAAGUUUUAAAAACAAGUAUUUUGUUAAAUGUCUAGCAUAGCUGAAUAUUCUCUGCAGUAUAUUCUGCUCUUCACAUAAUAUUAAUUAAAGAUAAUUUUGAGCAUCAUUUUUUUUCUUUAAAUUAAAGAAUUUGUAUUGAUUUAUUAAAUUAUUGUCUUCUACUAUAAUUAUAAAAUGCAUUGAAAACACAAAUUUAAAAAAGAAAUAGUUUUUAAAAACAAAUCAGUUUAAUAUUGCAAUAGUGUAAAUAUUUGUAAAAAUGAAAAAUAGAAAUAAAACUGAAGAGAGCUUCUAGAUUUAUACCGAAUGUAUUAACAUUAAUUGAAUUUAAUGUUUCAGUUUUUUACUGUGUCCAAUCUUACUUCAUUAUCUAAAAUACAAUGGUGUUUGAUUGUGACAUAUACUAUUUUUAGUAGGACUGUUUAUCGUAUUUGUACACAUUAGUCUUUCUUCAUUAUUUUUUAAAUGCCAUUUCAAUGUAACAUCCUGGCUAACUACCCAGAGGUAGGUGUUAAAUAAUUAAAUACAUUUGUUUAAACAAUUUUAAACUUUUAACAAUGUCUGUCAGUUAGUUCUAUUGUUUGUAAUGUAAAUAAGAAUUGACACCAUAAUCUAUUCUUACACAAUUGGUUGCUGAAGGUUGUAGAAAAGUAAAUGUGAAAACUAUCAAAGCAAGGCCAGCCACUCUAACAUGCAGUGCUCGGUUGAGAACAACACUAGAGGAGUGAUGUGAUACUUAGAACAUUAUUUGUAGCCCUAUCACAUUUCUUUCUUGUCGCUAUUACAUUUCUUUCUUGUCCCUAUCACAUUUCUUUCUUGUCCCUAUCACAUUUCUUUCUUGUCCCUAUCACAUUUCUUUCUUGCACCUAGUCUUGUCCCUAUCACAUUUCUUUCUUGUCCCUAUCACAUUUCUUGCCCCUAUCACAUUUCUUUCUUGCCCCUAGUCUUGUCCCUAUCACAUUUCUUUCUUGUCCCUAUCACAUUUCUUUCUUGCCCCUAUCACAUUUCUUUCUUGUCCCUAUCACAUUUCUUUCUUGUCCCUAUCACAUUUCUUUCUUGUCCCUAUCACAUUUCUUUCUUGUCCCUAUCACAUUUCUUUCUUGCCCCUAGUCUUGUCCCUAUCACAUUUCUGUCUUGUCCAAGUUAACUGAUUGUUUAUUAUAUUUGAUUUAAAUACUUUUGCUUGGUUAAUGUUGUUUGAAAAAUAUGUAAAGCAAAUUAUAAAAGAAUACAUUUAGCUGUAAUUAGAUCUAUAUCAAUUGCUCAAAUGCCAAAAAAUUGUUGAAUUUUAUUAACCACUUUCUUUACUAUUCAAUAUUUAGAAAACUUGUAUUAAAUGGUAAAGGCUAUGUUUGUAUGCAUUGAAUUGUCCACAUUGUUAUGCUUAUGUCCCCUUUGAAAUUUACAAAUAAAUUCUAAAAUUCAAUAUGUUUGCAAAGCACAGUAGAACAUACAAUCAGUUAUUUUUAUCAUAGCUCUUGGUUAUUAAAGGGUUAUAAGAGUUUGUGCGUAAAAACUAUAUAUUAAAUUAUCUUAUUUUUGUAUUUGUUAAAUCAAAAACUUUGAAACUGUUAAUUACAAGUUUAAGAUAAGAUUAAUAUUUUUCAUCAAGUUAUAUCUUUAACUGGCUGCUAUUUUUUAAUUUCUCAAAGAUGAAUAGAUGUUUUACUAAAAUAUUAAACAGCUGCCAAGUAAUUAUUCCUCUAUUAUUACAUUCUAUUUACACCAGUAAUUAGGAGCAAUCACAUCACACAAUUAAAGAGUAUAUUUAAAAUAACCUCAGUCAAGGAUUAAACUUGUAAACUGUUGUAAGAUUAUUUUCUAAUUGUUGGCAAAGAUUUGUGCCAUUAUUUGUUUAUACAGCUUUUGCAUUCUUAAUUUGCCUUGUUUUCUUAAAAAAAUUCAUGCUUUCAAACCUGUUCGUUCUUUUCUUGUUUUAAGGGUUGGGAGAGUUACAUCUGAGUCAAUAAAUAAAGAUAGGUGGUUAACUGGCAUAAUUUUUUGUAUUAGAUUUCUUGCUGUAGGAAAAAUGUCUGGGAACAAUUUCUUUUUAAAGAAUUUAAAAAACAUUGAAAUACAGGUAACAAGUAAAUAAAACAAAAAAGUUUGUUUAAAUUCACUGUUGUUGCGGUUAAUUUAUUUUCGUCAACAAUACAUAUACAAAAUAUUAAAUAAGGCAGGGAGUAAGCAUUUUAUAACAGAGGAAGCAAGAGCUGCACUAAAGUAUAUGGCUUUGCAGACAGAGACCACUAUGUCUACAUCAUGUGAAAAAUCAUAAUUGCCACUUAAUAGAGCUACAUGGCUUGUAGUUCCUGAAAAAAAACUGUUUGUAGAUAGCAAAGGUUUAGGACAGUAUAGCAAAAAGAAUUGAUUAAUUUUGGAAUAAUAUUACUGUCAAAAACAAUUUCCAAUAAAUAAAUGAAGUGUGAAAUUCUCU